Molecule: messenger RNA, 1143 nt
Organism: Papaver somniferum (opium poppy)
Lineage: Eukaryota; Viridiplantae; Streptophyta; Magnoliopsida; Ranunculales; Papaveraceae
Product: F-box/kelch-repeat protein At3g23880-like
Exons: 1
Coding region: 1-1143 (380 amino acids)
Molecular function (GO): protein binding
Source: RefSeq, a predicted model, not a curated record
AUGGAUCCUUUCAAGAAACUACCACUCGAGACUGCAUUUGAGAUUUUAACUCGUUUACCAGGUGACACGGUGCUUGAUUGCAAAUCUGUCUGCAGAGAUUGGAGAAAGAUUGUUCGUAUUGUUUCUAGGUAUCCAUUAUUCAUUCAGAAGCACUUGUAUCGUCUCAAUCAACCAUCUGCUGCCGAGGAUUCUUGUAAGUUGGGAUUUCUUGCUUUAACUGAGAGAGCAUAUUACUAUUUUGAAUAUAAUGAUGAUCAGAAUCAUGAGUUAACCGAACCAGUUAAGAAAAUUAGAGAGAUUAAUUCAGCAUGCAUUGGUGAUGGUUCUUACUCCUGUAAUGGCUUAAUCUGUCUUGCUCGAGAUGACAUUGAAUCACCUGUUUGUAUCUUUAACCCUUUUACCAGAGAAUAUGUUAUGCUUCCAGAACUUAGGAACCAUAUAGAGUCAAUAGAUAAGCAUACAAAUGAGUGGGAUGAUUGGUCCUUCGGAUUUGGUUACAUUUCUGCAACAAAUGAGUACAAAGUUGUAGGGAUAUAUGGGUCGGAUUCCGGCUAUCUAGAAGUAUACAUAUACACUCUUGGCACCAACGGAUGGAGAGAUCUUGGAAGAAACUUCAGUGAUGAAUUUAGACCCAAAUAUGGAUAUGGAGAUGUACAUGGUAGCUUUGCUAAUGGAGCUCUUUACUGGAUUGGCAAUGAGGUGCAAAAGAUUGUGAUCUUCGAUUUGGUUGAGGAAAAGUUCUGCGAACAUCUUGCACCACCUCCUUUGCCACCAAACAGGAAUUUGAUUAAUCAGACAAUAGGGGUUUUGGAUGGCGUAUUGUAUAUUGCACUUUAUGUUGAAGAUGGAUGUUAUGACAUAUGGCUAUUAAAGAAGAAGAAUGAUAAUCACGACAAGAAAGGAGACAAACAUCAGUCAUUUGAAUGGAGUAAAGAGUUAAGGGUAGCCGAUAAUGAAUUAUUGGCCGUUACGAAGAGCGGUGGUGUUUUAACUUACUCGAAUACCGCAGAAAGGGUUUGGGAUUUCAAGCAAGAAGUGGUUCUUCGAGUAUUCCCCCACAAGAACACCUUCAUAUCGCUGAAAGACUUGGGGGAAGAACAGACGAAAAAAUUGAAGUCAAAUAAAGGAGGCAGAAAGCCGUGA